AUGAAGUUGACGAGCAAUUCGCUGGCCCUCCUGGCGGCUGCUUCUGCCGUGCCCUUUGCGGCCGGCGAUGCGAGCACGGGAAGCGGUCCCGACAAGAACGGCAAAUAUUGGAUUCGCGCAAAGGGCAUUGAGGCUUCCUUCAUCCCCUACGGAGCGUCCAUCUCGAAUCUGUUCAUCAACGAUCGCUAUGGCAUCCAGCGCGACCUCGUCGGCGGCUUCGACAAUGCGACGUACUAUGGCAUUGACAAGCAGCACCCGCACUUUGGCGGCGUGCCUGGCCGUUAUGCCAAUCGCAUCAAGAACAGCACCUUCACCAUUGACGGCACAACAUAUCACACCGUGCCCAAUGAGAAUCCCACAAAGGCCGCGCCCAAUGGAUCGGACACGCUUCACGGAGGGCCCGAUGGCUGGGACUGGCGCAACUUUACCGUCACAUCGCACACUCCCACCAGCAUCACCUUCAGCAUCGUCGAUCCAGACGGCAAAGAGGGCUUCCCCGGCGAGGUCGUCUCGCACAUCACAUACACGGUGCAGCCGAACCAGUGGGACUUUGUCAUGGUGGCCCAGGCCACGACGAAGAAGACGCCCAUCAUGCUCAGCAGCCACACGUACUGGAACCUGGAUGGCUUCGCCAACAACGAGACCCAGUCGGCGCUGAACCACACGCUGCAUCUCCCCUAUGGCGGACAGCGCGUCGCCGUGGACGGCUUCUUGAUCCCGACGGGCGACAUUGUCGCCAACAAGAAGGGCACGGCCAAUGACUUUUGGUCGGCGCCGAAGCAGCUGAGCAAGGGCUUCCAGCAGAGCGGGAUCAAGGAAAACUGCGGCAACAACUGCACUGGCUUUGAACUAAUGCCGAGACAUGUAGAUACCUGCUAUCUUACCAACCGCGGCGCGCUGGGCAACUUUGACUGGCGCACCGAAGGCCCCGUCGCAAGUCUGUCUUCUGCUUGGUCGGGCAUUCACCUGGACGUCUACUCCGACCAGGAUGCCUUCCAGGUGUACAGCUGCAACGGGCAGAACGGCUCUAUGGCGCUGAAGACGACGCAGGGCUUGCACAACAACAAGAAGUUCCCGAGGACGAUUCCGCAAUACGGAUGUCUGGUCAUGGAAGUGGAGGACUGGAUUGACGGCAUCAACAACCCGGAAUGGGGGAGGAAGCAGAUCUUUGGACCUGGAGAUGCCCCCUACGGCGCAAAAAGCUUUUGUCACUUACAAGCCACGAAUCUUGAUACAGCGAUCUUGAACGAGGAAAAAAACUGCUUCUAUAUCGAAUUUUAUUUAUCCGGUAUCGAAACGUUUAAUCACAUUAUAGCACACAUCGCGCCGCAUACGACAACACAGCGCGAUUGCAAGCGACGAGGGGGCAGCGAGGGGCCACAAAAAAAAGUUGGCAACACAGAAUCGCCCAUCCACCGUUUACAGAUGGAAGACGACAGGGCGCUCGUCGGCCUCGGCACAGCGGCAGAUAUCGAAGAAUCUCAACUAGAGGUGCAUAAGCCAGAGAAGGAGACUACAGAGAAUGCGGCUCCUACAACGAGACAGCCCAAGAGGCGGUUUGUAGGAAGAAGAGCGGCAGAUGAAGCAGCGGCAGCAAAGGGAACGACAGAGGAGGGUGGCAGCGGCGCCGUUCAAGCCGCCAAACCUCGACGAGCCCCGCGACUCCUCAACAGAGUGCCCAAAGAAAUAUCCGAAGACCCCAGCAUCAAGGAAGCCAUAGCCCUGCUGCCAGCCAACUACAACUUUGAGAUCCCCAAGACGAUACAUCGAGUGCGCGAGUCUGGUGCCAAACGGGUCGCACUACAGAUGCCCGAAGGCCUGCUCCUGUUUGCGACGACCAUCUCCGACAUCAUAACGCAGUUCUGCCCCGGCGUGGAGACGCUCAUCAUGGGCGAUGUGACGUACGGCGCCUGCUGCAUCGACGACUAUACUGCACGGGCACUGGGUUGCGAUUUGCUGGUGCAUUAUGCGCACAGCUGCUUGAUCCCUGUGGACGUUACCAAGAUCAAGACGCUGUACGUCUUUGUCGAUAUCAGCAUCGAUACGUCGCAUCUAGUCAACUCGCUGGAGCGAAACUUUGCCAGCGGUAAGACCAUUGCCAUUGUGGGCACCAUCCAGUUCAAUGCCACCAUCCACGGUGUGCGGAGCAGUCUUGAGGCUGCCGGCUUCAGCGUCGUCGUACCACAGAUCGGACCGCUCAGCAAAGGCGAGAUCCUGGGCUGCACGUCGCCGCGCCUGCAGGAUGAGGAUGGCAUCGAUCUCAUUCUCUACCUCGGUGACGGGCGCUUCCACCUCGAGAGUAUCAUGAUUCACAACCCUUCCAUCCCCGCCUAUCGAUACGACCCAUAUUCUCGCAAGUUGACGCGAGAGACCUACGGCCACGACGAGAUGCAGUCGGUGCGUCGCUCUGCUAUCCAGACUGCCCGCAAGGCCCGUCGCUGGGGCCUCAUCCUGGGAUCUCUUGGUCGCCAGGGAAACCCGCAUACAUUGGCCCUGAUUGAGCGCGAGCUGGCUGAGCGUGGUAUCCCCAAGGUCGACCUCCUCCUGAGCGAAAUCUUCCCUGGAAAGCUGGCCAUGAUGAGCGACGUCGAGUGCUGGGUCCAGGUAGCGUGCCCGCGUCUAAGUAUUGACUGGGGAUACGCUUUCCCGAGACCGCUCCUCACUCCUUAUGAGGCGCUUGUAGUGCUGGGCAAGAGAAGUGGUUGGGGUAAGGAGGAGGGUGGUGAUGGCAUAUACCCCAUGGAUUAUUAUGGAAGAGAUGGGCUGGGAAGGACAAAGCCGUUGGAGGGUGUUGCGGCGUGA
Messenger RNA from Trichoderma asperellum CBS 433.97, 2802 nucleotides. Lineage: Eukaryota; Fungi; Ascomycota; Sordariomycetes; Hypocreales; Hypocreaceae. The record is from RefSeq and is a predicted model, not a curated record.